UAUCGAGAUGAAUACCCUGACUUGGAAGAGUUUGAAGUGUGGGUUUUCCUAAACAUCAUUUCACACUUUUGAUUGGUUUGUUGUCCAGAGAGAAAGAGAGAUCGGUGAUCAAAACUGAGAGCAAAUGUCGGGGUGCGGUCCUUCCCGUCGUCAAUUCAAAUACGAUGUCUUCCUCAGUUUCCGAGGUGCAGACACCCGUAAAAACAUCGUUAGCCAUUUGCACAAAGAACUUGUCAGACAAGGAAUACGAACUUUCAAAGACGAUGAAACGCUGGAACCCGGAGACCGCUUUCCCGAAAGACUCCGUGAAGCCAUCAACACAUCGAGGUUUGCCAUUGUGGUUAUCUCAAAGAACUACGCUACUUCAAAAUGGUGUUUGGAAGAGCUUCGAAUGAUAAUGAAGCUUGAAUCGGAGAAAAAGGUUGAUGCCUUUCCCAUUUUCUACGACGUGGAUAUCUCUGAUGUUAGAAAUUAUAAAAGAAGUUUCUCUUUAAUAUGCCACAACCAAAGUCCCAGGAUUCCCAGCUGGAAAGACGCCCUUCAGAAAAUCGCAAACACACAAGCCAAUGAGUCAAGAAAAUUCAAAGACGACGCCACGAUGGUUGAGGAAGUUGUUGAACUUGUUUCAGACAAGUUGUUGUCUAUGUUGCCAAUGGACCUUGGGAAUAUUGUUGGCAUGGAAGCUGACAUGGACCAAAUAGAACAUCUCUUGGACAUGACGUUUACGACCAGUGAGGUUCGUAUGGUAGGAAUAUGGGGAAUGCCAGGCAUUGGCAAAACAACCAUAGCCAAGAAUCUUUAUGAAAAGCAUAAACACCGUUUCAAGACUCAUCACUGUUUCUUGGAAAAGGUGAGAGGACAGGGUACCUUAGACCUACAUAAACAGCUUCUUUCCGACAUCCUUCGGAAAAAAGAUUUCAAGUCACUGAACCUUGCUCAGGGAGCUUCUUGUAUCAAGUCAAGGCUCGUAAACCUAAAAUCUCUAAUUGUUAUUGAUGACGUGGACGAUGUGAAACAGCUGGAUGCCUUGGCAAAAGAGCCUAGUUGGUUUGGACCAGGGAGCCGAAUCAUCAUAACAACGCGAGACAAGAGCUUGCUCAACUCCUCAUGUGCCCUGUACAAAGUUGAGUGCUUGAAGGAUGAUAAGGGUCUCCAGAUCUUUCAGCGAUAUGCUUUUCUAGACGAAAAACCUAGUGCUGGCUGCUACAACGAUCUUUCAAAGAGGGUCUCUGAGCUUGCUCAAGGUCUUCCCAUCGCCCUUAAGGAUUUCGGCACUUAUCUCGUUAACAAGAAGAAAGAAGAGGAGUGGCAACAUGCUUUGAGAUCAUUUGAGGAAGCUCCUCUCGAGAAAACCAUGGCGGCCUUGAAAAGUAGCUAUGAUGGUUUGGAUAAAGUUGGUAAGAUUGCUUUUCUUCAUGUAGCAUGCCUUUUUAAUGGAGAACCUGUCCAACGAGUCAGGAAACUUCUUCAACAAGGUGAAGUAGGGAUGAAAGUUUUAGAGGAAAAGUCUCUCAUCAAUGUGUCUGUCGAUGAGCAUAUAUCUAUGCACCGUUUGUUCGAGCAGAUGGGGAAACAUAUUGUGCGUCAAGAUUCAGAGAACAGCCCUUCUCAGCAACGUAUCUUGUGGCACCAUGACGACAUCCGUCCAGUACUUGUAACCAAUACAAGUAAGCACUUAAUUGAAGGCGUGGUGCUAGAUGUUUGUGAAAUGCCAGCUGGAAUUCACAUCAACUGGGAUGUUUUCAAGCCGAUGCAUAAUCUCAGUUUUCUUAAGAUAUACAACUCUAAGCAACAGAGAGGUUUAGAACCUGAGAAGGAAGAUAUGAUUCUAGAGGACUAUUUGAGUGUACAUAAGCUUAGGUUACUACAUUGGGAUGCAUAUCCUUUUACAACCUUGCCUACCAGUAUCAGUCCAGAUUGUCUUGUUGAGCUUAAGCUAUGUAACAGUAAGCUCAAAACCCUUUGGAGUGGCACACCGAAACUUGUGAAUCUGGUGAAACUAGAUUUGACCGGGUCUAAGGAUCUAAAAAAACUUCCAAUUCUUAAGGAAGCAAAGUAUCUAGAGGAGUUGAUACUGAAAGGUUGCAGCUCCUUGGAACAGAUUCCACAAUCCAUAUGCAAACUAUCUAGACUGCAGAAAAUUGAUGUGUCCAACUGUGAUGGGCUUGAAAAGCUGAAAAUCAGUAUAUCAGAAUCUAAAGACAGAACAAGCAUGUGCCUUAGAUCAGUCCACAUGUUUUUCUUUGGCACGGAGCCGUUUGUGGGUAAUACUCAGGGAUGCUCUCUUACAGACCCAUCAAUCAGCGGCAACUUACAAAUCUACUUGGAGCUUCUUGAAGGAUCUGCAGAGUAUCUAUCUUUUGUUUCUGAGCACGUCUCUCAUGAACUGGAGCUCAAGCGACCUCCCUACGGUUUUAAAUCACUGGACAUCUUGCGGUUUGAGUGGAGCGAGUACGGUGGUGAUUUCAAAUGUAAUAGCUUUUCAAGGUUUCCCUGGUUACAGGAGUUAAAUCUCAUCAACCUAAACAUCAAGAAGAUCCCAGACGACAUUGACCACAUGCAAGUCCUAGAGAAACUGGACCUCAGUGGGAAUAUGUUUAAGAGGUUACCUACAACAAUGAGUCGCCUUACCAAGUUGAAGCAUUUGACGCUUGCCAACUGCCGCAGCCUUGAAGUAUUGCCACGACUAUCUCAGGUGGAGAGUCUAACUCUUUCUGACUGCACCAACCUACGAACUCUGGUGAAGAAAGAUCAAGGACAAGGACCAUACAAUCUGGUUGAGCUUUGGCUUGACAACUGCAAGAAAAUUAAGUCAUUACCAAAUGAGCUUAAGCAAUGCACCAAGUUGACGUAUUUAGAUCUCAGCAGGCAAGAUUUCAAGAUAAUACCAAUAUACUACCUGACCUCCUUGGUAACUCUCAACCUCAAUUACUGCAACAACCUCGAAUCACUGACAAUGCUUCCACUGAGUCUCAAGUGCAUAAAUGCACAUGGCUGCAAGUCUCUAAAAACUUAUUCCUAUCUGGCGGAGCUUCUAUUGAUCACCCUAGAUCUUAGCCCUUGCCCCAGGGGGAAGGACUAUAGUACAUUCCACUAG
Messenger RNA from Raphanus sativus (radish), 3097 nucleotides. Its product is annotated as disease resistance protein TAO1-like. The transcript is spliced from 4 exons. Lineage: Eukaryota; Viridiplantae; Streptophyta; Magnoliopsida; Brassicales; Brassicaceae. Gene Ontology annotation, molecular function: ADP binding. The record is from RefSeq and is a predicted model, not a curated record. The coding region runs from base 125 to 3097 and encodes 990 amino acids. Gene Ontology annotation, biological process: signal transduction; defense response.